Messenger RNA from Apis laboriosa (Himalayan honeybee), 1903 nucleotides. RefSeq lists its product as uncharacterized. Lineage: Eukaryota; Metazoa; Arthropoda; Insecta; Hymenoptera; Apidae. The transcript is spliced from 3 exons. The record is from RefSeq and is a predicted model, not a curated record. The coding region runs from base 152 to 1903 and encodes 583 amino acids.
UGCGGUGCAUUGCUCGUAUCUUUCUUCUUUUGCGCAUCGCACGUCUUUGACACGGGAUCUGCAAAAAAGGGAAGCCCUGCGUUUCGGCGUCUACCUCUCGAUUGGACAAACCGACCAAUACGAAAUACUUCACCGUGGACUCUAACGCGGUAUGCGGUGGCGAAUCUUCAUUUUAACCUGUCUCCUACUAAAGGGGCUGGGCCGAGCGGAGGAUGUGGAGGUGGUGGAGGCGAUUCCAGGCGAGGACAAUCGGAACGACAACUCGGCGUUGAACAGGCAGGACAACGACAUAAACAGCUCGGACCAAUUGGCGUUAGAAUCGUUAGGGGAGAAGGACGCGGGUGGGAAUCAUUACGGGAAGCCGGGCGGUCUUCGAGGUCAUCCCCUUCCCCUCGCGCCGAAUCGAGCCGGGCUCGGGCUCCCGCACCCGAGGCCGCACCACAACGUGGCGUACCACGGCCCGCCCCCACCCCUGCCGCCGUCCAAGGCCCCGUCCGAGACGAUCGACAAGAUCUACACGACGGGGGGCGGAGGGAUUAGCACGGCGGUUGGCGCCGAACCGUGGCCCGCGCCCACGCCCGACAUGCCCAAGAUCAUCUCGUUGGACGUGAAGUGCGAGAAGAGCCUGAUGAAAGUUUACCUAGGCUUCGACAAACCGUUCUACGGUAUAGUGUUCAGCAAAGGGCAUUACAGCAACGUUAACUGCGUCCACUUGCCGGCCGGUUUAGGGCGCACCUCGGUCAACUUCGAGAUCAGUAUUCACGCGUGUGGCACGGCCGGGAACACGGAGAACGGUUUGUACGGGUACGGGGCCGAGUCCGGGUCGGGGACGUACUUCGAGAACAUUAUCGUGGUGCAAUACGAUCCCCAGGUCCAGGAAGUUUGGGACCAAGCGAGAAAGCUGCGAUGCACUUGGCACGACUUGUACGAGAAAUCCGUCACGUUUCGCCCGUUCCCCGUCGACAUGUUGGACGUGGUGCGGGCAGAUUUCGCCGGCGACAACGUCGGUUGCUGGAUGCAGAUACAGGUGGGCAAGGGGCCGUGGGCGUCCGAGGUGUCGGGCCUGGUUAAGAUCGGCCAAACCAUGACCAUGGUGCUCGCGAUCAAAGACGACGACUCCAAGUUCGACAUGCUCGUGAGAAAUUGCAUGGCGCACGACGGUAAACGGGCGCCGAUUCAACUGGUCGAUCAGAGGGGUUGCAUCACCAGGCCCAAACUUAUGUCCCGAUUCACCAAGAUAAAGAACUUCGGCGCCUCGGCCUCGGUCCUCUCCUACGCCCAUUUCCAGGCGUUCAAGUUCCCCGACUCGAUGGAGGUCCACUUUCAGUGCACCAUACAAAUAUGCCGCUACCAGUGCCCGGAGCAAUGCUCCGAGUCACCUUUGCUUCUCGAGUCCCAAGGCCUUCUCGAGAAUCAUCAUUCUCCCUCCAGUGGCCACCCUGAUUCCGGCUACGGCCUUCCGCCCCCCAUCCCCCUUCCGCUCGAGGCUUAUUUGCAGGCGGCCGCUGGACGCCCGCGGGACGAAAGGCGGAGGAAGUCCCGCGAGAUAAUACCGGCUCCCCAGAAGGCGGUUGGAGUGAAUCGGAUAAUACGAGUCGUCUCCACGGGCGACCUCACCUUUUCCAUCGACGAGUCGAGCAACGGUGAAUUGGGGGGAUCGACCAUGGUUUUCCCCGUUCGAAACGAGAGCGCGUCCAACGCUGCCAUGAUAUGCAUGACCACCCUGGGCUUCGUCGUCACCCUAAUUAUACUUCUGGCCGUCCUGCUGUUCUCCUGCGUACUCUCCACCUACCUCUGCCUGCGCCUAAGACCGUUCUCAGGGAAAUCCAGAAAGAUCGCCACGUAUCACAACGGGGAACAAAACGCGCCUAAGAAGUCCACCAGGACGUGUUUUUACUCAUAG